AUGUCAGAUCAGCAAACCAAACGUCUACAUUUUGUUUGUGGUUCUUACGACGGAACAGUAUUUGCCAUGUCUUAUGAACCCGCAAAAGGUCAAGACAGUGGCCCAUCUAGACUGAAAGCUGAGUUUAUUGAUCCUGAGGCACAUACUGGUCCUGUUACAGCUCUUGCUGUAUGUGGAGAUACUGUUGCAUCGGGGAGUGGUGAUGAAGCCAUUCAGCUAUUUUCUGUUUCUCAACGUCAUCGGAUGGGGUGUCUGGAGUUUCAUACCGGCACAAUUCGUCACUUGAUAUUUGCGGACUCCCGUCAUAUUCUCAGUUCCGGGGAAGACUCAUGUAUCGCGAUUUGGCGUUGUAGUGGAAGCGCUAAAAUCACUCAGAAUUCUCAUAAGUGGCAGUGCAUUCGUCAGAUGCGUCGCCACAAGGCUUCUAUUAGAGCUAUGACUCUACAUCCCUCAAAGCGUCUUGCCUUCAGUAUUGCUGACAGUGAUGGCGACCAUACCUUGAGAAUCUGGUCUUUAACUCGUGGCCGCCAAGCCUAUACCACUCGCCUUCGAGCGUUAAACGCCGAGGGAGCAUCAAAUAUCUCAGUUUUUAAAGAGGGAUCUCAUCAUUUUCUCUUUGUUCAGGUUGCUACCGCCACAUCUCACCGUCUAGAUGUUCUUGAUCUGAACCACGUUUCACAUAAGGCAAUAUUUUCAGCUCGAUUUCCAGUUCUUCUUUCUCAGCCUCCUGUCGUUUUCCAUGUGGACGAGGAUUGUAUUUACCUUCUCGUGGGAAUCGGAAGCCUCUUAAGAGCCUACAAAUGCCAAAUCGGUGGAAGUAAAAUGGAAGCGAUUGCCGAGAGUCGUAUUCAAGGGAAAAGGUUUAAAUUUUUGAAGGCUUUGUCAUCUCACGAGAUUGGAAAAUUGAUUGCCAUGGUGACGUCGGAUGCUGAUGGCUCCUAUGUAAGGGGAUACAUUUUGGACUUCGAGUUCAUUAAGGCGAAGUCAGAUGGAGAUAAGUCACUUCCUUCACUAGGCUUGAAGCCAGUCUUUACCUAUGACGUUCCUGGAAUUAGAAUCACUCAGGCAGAUGCCGUUUGGACUAAUCCUAGUGAGGAAAAUGAAGAAGAUGAGAUUAUUUUACGGGACGUUGAAUUGGACGGCAAUGAUGAAGAAUCAGAUGAAACCUCGGAUGUUUCAGUAGAAGAGGAUCUUAAUGGUGCGUCUGAGUCUGAUGAAAACUAA
Rodentolepis nana is the source of this 1224-nucleotide messenger RNA. The record is from the annotation of a GenBank genome assembly. NCBI's taxonomy places the organism in Eukaryota, Metazoa, Platyhelminthes, Cestoda, Cyclophyllidea, Hymenolepididae.